UUGGAGAAUGUCACACAAGCGACACAAUUACUUCAGGUCAACAAAAAAACGUUGGAAGACGUGGACGCGAUUUGUGAAGUCUGUAGUUCUCUUAAUACCUUACAGGUCCAGAAGAUAUUGUCCAUGUACACACCAGCCAACGAGUAUGAAGCCAGAGUACCUUCGUCUGUGGUUCGUGCAGUUGUGGAGCGCGGCCAUAACAAGUCAGAUCCUAUGUACCUGAUGACUGAUAUAGCGUACAUGUAUCCCUUUACGUUGCCUUUCACUCCUUCAGCUGUGUCGUUAGAGUCUCUGACCAUCCCUGAUCAUUUGAACCUUGAUUUUCUUAAGGUGGUGUAAAGUUUGUGUUAGUACUAAAUAGCAGAAUUGGGGUUUUGGAUUGGAGCUAGAAUUUCCUUUUAAAUUUAAAUUUUUUUUCGCAUUAAGAAUACUCAUGUCCAAGUUCUGUCAUUAUUGGGUGCAUGUUGGUACCUCAAAUCAAUUAGACUGCUUCGUGUCAUUUCGAAGGACCCCUACCAAAAAGGUAUUAUACGCUAAUAUAUAAUUUAGAGAAAGCCGUCAUUGGCUUUGAAGUUAAGAAACAAGUUAUGAAUGGA
Pocillopora damicornis (cauliflower coral) is the source of this 596-nucleotide messenger RNA. RefSeq names its product unconventional myosin-Va. The record is from RefSeq and is a predicted model, not a curated record. Gene Ontology annotation, biological process: actin filament organization. Gene Ontology annotation, cellular component: membrane; cytoplasm; actin cytoskeleton. Gene Ontology annotation, molecular function: actin filament binding; microfilament motor activity; ATP binding. Lineage: Eukaryota; Metazoa; Cnidaria; Anthozoa; Scleractinia; Pocilloporidae.